AUGUCGUCUAUCAAGCAAGUAAACGGCGCUGGCAAUAGCGCUACCAACGGCUACACCCUCACGGCUCUCAACAGAUGGUCCAUUCAGGUCAAGAAGCUACCUCCUGUGGAAAAGAUCGCUGCUAUCCACGUCUACGAUUUCGACAAUACCUUAUUCCAGACGCCUCUGCCGAACCCCAAGAUAUGGAACAACACGACUAUUUCGCAAUUGAGCACCCCUGAUAUCUUCGUCAACGGUGGCUGGUGGCACGACUCGCGGAUACUGGCUGCCACUGGCGAAGGUGCAGAGCACGAGGAGAAGCGUGGCUGGAACGGCUGGUGGAAUGAGAAGAUCGUCGAGCUAGUCAAGCUUACUGAAGAGCAAGAUGAUGCCAUCGGUGUCAUGCUGACUGGCCGUUCCGAGAAAGGGUUCUACGACCUAAUCAAACGCAUAAUCAAGAGCAAGGGACUCGAGUUCGAUAUCGUGGCCCUCAAGCCGACCGUCGGACCUAACAACGAGCGCUUCCGAAGUACCAUGGAAUUCAAACAAGUCUUCCUCAAAACACUCAUGGAAACGUAUAAGGACGCGAAGGAGAUACAUAUUUACGAGGACCGUGUCAAGCAUGUUGCCGGUUUCCGCGAUUUCCUAGCCGAUUACAACGACCGACAAUCUGGGCUCAAAGGAGGGCCAAUUACGCGAGGCCCCAUUCAUGGUGAAGUGAUUCCGGUUGCAGAUAUUUCCACCACUUUAGACCCCGUCGUUGAGGUAGCCGAAGUACAGCACCUUAUCAAUAUCCACAAUACAACGGUUAGCGAACGACGAGCGCUGGAAGGACGAAACAACCGAAUAGAACGCUUGGCGAUCAAGAAGACCGUGUUCUUCACCAGCUAUAUGAUCGAACCUGCCGAUACAAAGCAACUCAUUGCGCUUCUAACCACGUUGGCGCCAGAGGCGAAGGACUUGAAAUACCUGGCGAAUACCAUCCUCAUCACCCCGCGACCUUGUCCGAGAAAUAUCUUGGAGAAGAUCGGCGGUAUGAACUCCAAGAUGAAGUGGAAAGUGGCCGGCAUAGGCUCUUUCGACAACAACCUGUGGGCCGCACGCGUGGAGCCCGUCCCCAGCACAGCGCAGUACCAUACCGAUAACCCCUUUCCAUCCAUCGUGCUGGGCCUUCGGAGGGGUGCGCGUCCGGCCGACGCUAGCAAGAUUCAGUCCUGGCAGCCGGUCUUGGCCGACAAGUCUUUCGUCUUCGAGACGACGGUGGGCGAGAAGGUGGUGCUCCGGAUCGAGCCUGAGGACCGCAACGAGGACGAGUACGAGAGCCUGUUCCCGCACAAGAGCACUAGGCGUAGAUUCUUAGGCGACGAAGGAGGUUGGCGGUCUCGUCAGCACAGCGGCAACCACGGAAACGGCAACCGCAGCUUUCACACCUCUUCUCACAACCAGGGACGCGGCGGCGCCGAGAACCGAGGAGGUCGCGGCGGCUUCCGAGGCGGUGCCGCCCGUAACAAUCACCGCGGAGGCGGCAAGGGAGGAGGAGGCGGCUUCAACAAGGGCUCCGGCCGCGGCGGUAAGGGCGGAGGCGUCCACGGCUACCGAUCGCUCGACGACGUGGAUAACCGCGACAGCAACCAAGCCGGGGCUGGGUUCGGCAACCACAAUACGGGCAUGGUGUACGACGACGUCAGCUUCUCGGCCCUGCCGCAGGGCCCGCCGCCUCAGCAAUCCCUACCUCAUCCGCACCCGCACCCCCCGCCACCGCCUCCUCCCCUGUCCUACGGCCAGCCCUAUCCCCCGCCGCAACCCGGCCAGUGGCAGAUGCCCGGUGGCGCCCCCCCGAUGCAACCGCGGCCCGCGGGCGGUGGUGGACCGGAUCUACAGAGCUUCUACUGA
Molecule: messenger RNA, 1872 nt
Organism: Durotheca rogersii
Lineage: Eukaryota; Fungi; Ascomycota; Sordariomycetes; Xylariales; Xylariaceae
Exons: 3
Coding region: 1-1872 (623 amino acids)
Biological process (GO): rRNA methylation; box C/D sno(s)RNA 3'-end processing
Cellular component (GO): box C/D methylation guide snoRNP complex; small-subunit processome
Molecular function (GO): rRNA methyltransferase activity; RNA binding; histone H2AQ104 methyltransferase activity
Source: RefSeq, a predicted model, not a curated record